Messenger RNA from Rhodotorula graminis WP1, 3555 nucleotides. RefSeq lists its product as uncharacterized. The record is from RefSeq and is a predicted model, not a curated record. The transcript is spliced from 8 exons. Bases 217 to 3474 code for a protein of 1085 amino acids. Lineage: Eukaryota; Fungi; Basidiomycota; Microbotryomycetes; Sporidiobolales; Sporidiobolaceae. Gene Ontology annotation, biological process: spliceosomal complex assembly. Gene Ontology annotation, cellular component: U12-type spliceosomal complex; U2 snRNP; catalytic step 2 spliceosome. Gene Ontology annotation, molecular function: mRNA binding.
CCCUCUUUCGCAACAGUCACCGCCCCGAAGCACCUCCUCAACGAGUUCGCCGACGUCGACGCCGAGGACCCGUUCGCCGAGACGGCCAAGAGCCGUCAGGUCGCAUCCCGCCAGUCCGAGUACCACGCGCGGCGCUUUGACCGCGAGACCGGCGUCUCGUCCGACGCGUUCGGCAACGGCGGCGAGGGCGGCGAGGGCGAGUCGUACGUCGACAAGAUGCGGCGCGCCGAGAUCGAGCGCGAGGAGCUGCGCGUCCGUCGCGAGCUCGAGCGCCGCGAGCAGGAGGGCACCGACGCCGAGGGCGAGCCGCUCAAGUCGAUCGAGGCCGUCGACCAGACGCCGCGUCGGAAACGGUGGGACGUCGCCGAGCCUUCCGAGCCUGCUCGCGACUCGGCCAUGGUCGACGGCACCUCGGCGGGCAAGGAGCGCGGCGGCGAGUGGGACGAGGCCAAGCUCAAGGGCAAGGCGGCUGCUGCGCCCGAGGAGACGCCGCGGCGCAAGCGCAGCCGGUGGGACGAGACGCCGGCGGGCGUGACGGCGGGCGCACCGGGCGAGACGCCCAAGCGCUCGCGAUGGGACCAGACGCCGGUCGGCAACGUCUCGGCGACGCCCGUCCCGGGCUCGCUCAUGCCUUUCAACAUGACGCCGACGAUCAACACGGUGCAGCAGGGCACGGCGGGCGAGGGCUUCCUCCUCGUCGGCGGCGUCAUGGACCGGCGAGUGCGCUACCUCACCGACGAGGAGCUCGACGCCAUGCUCCCGAGCGAGGGCUACGAGAUCGUCGAGCCGCCGCAGGGCUAUGCGCCCAUCCGCACGCCGGCGCGCAAGCUCACCGAGGCGCCCCUCGCCGACACGGGCGGCUUCAUGAUGCCCGAGACGGGCGUGAGCGCCGAGGCGCUCGGCAUCACGACCGAGCUCCCGACCGACAUCGAGGGCGUCGGCGACCUCCAGUUCUUCAAGAAGGAGGACGCGCAGUACUUCGCCAAGAUCCUGACGAACGAGGACGAGGGCGCGUUGACGGUCGAGGAGCUCAAGGAGCGCAAGAUCAUGCGCCUCCUGCUCAAGAUCAAGAACGGCACGCCGCCGAUGCGCAAGUCGGCGCUGCGGCAGAUCACCGACAAGGCGCGCGACUUUGGCGCCGGCCCGCUGUUCGACAAGAUCCUCCCGCUCCUCAUGGAGCGCACGCUCGAGGACCAGGAGCGCCACCUCCUCGUCAAGGUCAUCGACCGCGUCCUGUACAAGCUCGACGACCUCGUGCGGCCGUACGUGCACAAGAUCCUCGUCGUCAUCGAGCCGCUCCUCAUCGACGAGGACUACUACGCUCGCGUCGAGGGCCGCGAGAUCAUCAGCAACCUGUCCAAGGCGGCCGGCCUCGCCCACAUGAUCUCGACGAUGCGACCCGACAUCGACCACGCCGACGAGUACGUCCGCAACACGACCGCUCGCGCCUUCUCGGUCGUCGCCUCGGCGCUCGGCAUCCCCUCGCUCCUCCCCUUCCUGCGUGCCGUGUGCCGUUCGAAGAAGUCGUGGCAGGCGCGUCACACGGGCAUCAAGAUCAUCCAGCAGAUCGCCAUCAUGAUGGGCUGCGCCGUCCUGCCGCACCUCAAGAACCUCGUCGAGUCGGUCGCGCACGGUCUCGAAGACGAGCAGCAGAAGGUGCGCACGAUGACGGCGCUGUGCAUCGCCGCCCUCGCCGAGGCGGCGGCCCCGUACGGCAUCGAGUCGUUCGACAGCGUCCUCAAGCCGUUGUGGACCGGCAUCCGCAAGCACCGUGGCAAAGGGCUCGCCGCGUUCCUCAAGGCGAUCGGCUUCAUCAUCCCCCUCAUGGACCCCGAGUACGCCAACUACUACACGCGCGAGGUCAUGGUCAUCCUCAUCCGCGAGUUCCAGUCGCCCGACGAGGAGAUGAAGAAGAUCGUGCUCAAGGUCGUCAAGCAGUGCGCCGCGACCGACGGCGUCCAGCCGCAGUACGUCCGCGAGGAGAUCCUGCCCGAGUUCUUCAAGAACUUCCUCGUGCGCCGCAUGGCGCUCGACCGCCGCAACUACCGCCAGGUCGUCGAGACGACGGUCGAGCUCGCCAACAAGGCCGGCGUGUCCGAGAUUGUCGGCCGCAUCGUCAACGACCUCAAGGACGAGAGCGAGCCGUACCGCAAGAUGUGCAUGGAGAUCAUCACCAAGGUCGUGUCGAACCUCGGCGCGGCCGACAUCGACGAGCGCCUCGAGGUGCAGCUCAUCGACGGCAUCAUCUACUCGUUCCAGGAGCAGACGGUCGAGGACAACGUCAUGCUCGAGGGUUUCGGCACCGUCGUGUCGUCGCUCGGUAUCCGGGUCAAGCCGUACCUGACGCAGAUCGUGUCGACCAUCCUGUGGCGCCUCAACAACAAGAGCGCAAAGGUGCGGCAGCAGGCGGCCGACCUGACGAGCAUGCUCGCCCUCGUCAUCAAGCAGUGCGAGGAGGACACGCUCCUUUCCAAGCUCGGCAUCGUCCUGUUCGAGCAGCUCGGCGAGGAGUACCCGGACACGCUCGGCAGCAUCAUCUCGGCCAUUGCUGCCAUCGCCAACGUCGUCGGCAUGACCCAGAUGAGCCCGCCCGUCAAGGACCUGCUUCCUCGCAUGACGCCCAUCCUGCGCAACCGGCACGAGAAGGUGCAGGAGUCGUCGAUCAACCUCAUCGGGCGCAUCGCCGACCGCGGCGCAGAGUUCGUCUCGGCUCGCGAGUGGAUGCGCAUCUGCUUCGAGCUGCUCGACCUCCUCAAGGCGCACAAGAAGGCGAUCCGGCGUGCGGCCGUCAACUCGUUCGGCUACAUCGCCAAGGCCAUCGGCCCGCAAGACGUCCUGAGCGUCCUCCUGACCAACCUCAAGGUCCAGGACCGCCAGUCUCGCGUCUGCAGCACCGUGGCCAUCGCCAUCGUCGCCGAGACCUGCGGCCCGUUCACGUGCAUCCCGGCCGUCCUGAACGAGUACCGCACGCCCGAGCUCAACGUGCGCAACGGUUGCCUCAAGGCGCUCUCGUUCCUGUUCGAGUACAUCGGCGAGAUGGGCAAGGACUACAUCCACAGCGUCCUCACCUGCCUCGAGGACGCCCUCACCGACCGCGACCAGGUCCACCGACAGACGGCCGCCUCGAUCGUCAAGCAUCUCGCGCUCGGCACCGCCGGUCUCGGCGCCGAGGACGCCAACCUGCACCUGCUCAACCUCAUCUGGCCCAACAUCUUCGAGACUUCGCCGCACGUCAUCAACGCGAUGCUCGACGCCAUCGAGGCCAUGCGCGUCGCCCUCGGUCCGGGCAUCGUCCUGCAGCACGUCCUCCAGGGCCUGUUCCACCCGGCGCGCAAGGUCCGCGAGGUGUACUGGUCGAUCUACAACUCGCUGUACCUCGGCGCGCAGGACGCCCUCGUCGCCUUCUACCCCUCGCUCGAGCUGUCGGACGACCGCAACGUCUACGAGCGCGACCACCUCAUGAUGUUCAUCUGAGCGGGCUCGCUGUCGCUCUCAUCUCUCGAUCGUUGUUCUCCUUGUGUAGCGAUGUAACCCUCGAAGCUGUUUCCUCUCCCG